Molecule: messenger RNA, 4224 nt
Organism: Centropristis striata (black sea bass)
Lineage: Eukaryota; Metazoa; Chordata; Actinopteri; Perciformes; Serranidae
Gene: tmem108
Product: transmembrane protein 108
Exons: 5
Coding region: 559-2106 (515 amino acids)
Biological process (GO): postsynaptic density organization; retrograde axonal transport; dendrite extension
Cellular component (GO): postsynaptic density; endosome membrane; early endosome
Source: RefSeq, a predicted model, not a curated record
AACUCUGCAGCAGUCCUCAUUAAAAUUCCCUGUCCGUACACUCACCACGAAAAAACCUCCUUUAGUGGGUGGCACCGGCGUCCUGCGCGCCUCUUUAAUUGCGCACCACGCAUUAACGAGCGAUCACGGAUCACAGUGUUCAUCAGCCGUGACCGCGCAGGGAUCACGCUUGCCUUGAAGGCGGAGAGCUCGCUUCAUGUCCCGCUAUUUACGGCGUCAAGGCUGAGAGAGUGAGGGAGAGGAAAGGUGGGCGCAGAGUCCCAGAGGUCCGGCAAAGGGUGGCGCCCUACGCAUCUCAUCCGGCGGCUGGACACGCUGUGCGGCGACCCACGGCGACACGGUCCGCUCCUGCAGCGGGCUUCACUGGCUCCUUGUUGCGGCUCAUGAUUGUGACAUUUCUCGGCGGGGACUGGCAACAUGUGCGCCUGGAUGGUGUGACACAGCGGCUUUGGGGGUUUCAUUUCUCUCGGAUACGCCAAGUACCCGACGUUACGGCGCACCUUGUGUAUAAUAGAGAACCAUGAGCACUGUGGAGGAGGAGCCGGAUCACAUGAUACCAUGAAGACAAGCCUGCAGGUCCUGCGCUGCCAGCUGCUGAGUGUUCUAGCAUUCCUAGCACUGCCAGUAGGACUGGUGUCAUCAGCACAGGAGCUGUACCCCAGCAAGACAUCCCAGGACUCUGUCUCCAUGGCCCGCAGCAGCCCCCUCUCUGCCCCCAUACCUGCCCCCGUGGACUGGCAUCAGGAGGGUUCCAGUAGCGGGGAGUGGUCAUCCAAAGGAGGCACUCAGUCCUCAAAUAUUAUCCUCCCUACUGUCACCCUCCAACCUCCAGCCCUGCUUCACACAACCCAAACUUCCCGCCUGGAUCAUGACGCCCCUCCAAACACUGUGAGCACUGAGGGUCAGCCCCUGGAGCCGAGCUCUGAUAGUGUAGGCCACAUGCACAAAUUGGUCAGGGUACCUCAAGUCCAUAACCCAGUUACUGUCAGCACGAACCAGGCCAGCAGCAGCAGCAGCAGCACAGCGGCCCCAAAUAUAGAUGUGGAAUCUCCUGCCAGAGGAGCUCCAAACCCCUCGGCUCUUCUCUCCAGCUCUGGAUCAGACAGAGGAGAUACGCUCGCUGCACACCACGUAAACCCUCAGAAGCUGAGUGUGGAGGGACCAACCAACCCCGGAUGGAAGCAUGUUCCAGAUCCCGAGCUCCCCUCCUUGUCCUCUUCAUCAAUGAAAGCUGACCCUGCACUAGGCCUGAAACUCAGGGAGCAUGCUCGGGGACCCCCAGAGCCGGCCGCGCACCACACCAUCACCUUGAGGGAGGUGCAUGGGUCCAUCGAGCCCCCCACUGCUGAACUGGUGGUAGAGCCGAGGGCCGUGUCUGUCACUCCAGUCCAGAGCCCACCUGAGAAUCUAACUUCCACCGCGGCCACUCCAGCUCUGUCCACUGAGCUCCUCAAGACACAGAAUCCAACAAUCAUCCCAAACAACUACACUGCGCCCAACGAGACCACCACCGAGAACGGCAGUGGUGUUGUUAACGGCUCGGACAAUGUCCCCGUGGGACACUGGUUGGGGAAUGUGACUGCAUAUGGAGGGCUGCUCUCCAACAGCAGCUCAGGCAAGGAUUCAUCUGCUCAGGGGAACGGCUCGGAGUCCCUCUCCACGGCCAGCGGGAACUUCCUGAACAGACAGGUGCCCGCCACGACCCAGGACCCCUGGACGCCUGGCAACAGCUCGGGCCCCACCGUCGACUCGCCACCGUCCCGCAUGACCAUCUGCUUGAGUAGGAUGGACAUUGUGUGGAUCGUGCUGGCCAUCAGUGUGCCUGUGUCCUCUUGCUCUGUGCUUCUGACUGUGUGCUGCAUGAAGAGGAAGAAGAAGUCGUCAAGUCAGGAGAACAACCUCAGCUACUGGAACAACGCCAUCACCAUGGACUACUUCAGCAGGCACGCUGUGGAGCUGCCCAGAGAGAUACACACUCUGGAAAGUGAGGAUCAUGACACCUGUCUACCCCCUAAUGGAGACUACUGCGGCAGCAGCGUGGUCCUGGUUAACCCUUUCUGCCAGGAGACUCUCUUCAUCAACAGAGACAAAGCUUCUGCCAUCUAGAGACAGAAAAAAAACCACAAACACUGUCGGAUUCUCCUCUUCUACUCCCCCUGCUGUUGUCGUCUAUUUUAUAAAUGUGGUAAAUAUUCAGAGACUUUAUACUGUAUAUGACAAACACAAAGAAGCAACCUGAAAGAGGAGUGACAGAGUAAACAGACACUAUUUACUAUGAGGAUGCACCUGCAUAUUUUUCUGAUGUACAUUUUCUACAAAAAGGCUUAAUUGUGAUAAAAGGUUUUUAUUGUCUUUAUAAAAUACAGAGUAUAUGUGGUUUUGUUUCAUUACAGUGGCUUGAUGGUGAGUGCACUGUGGAUAUGUUGCCACAUGAAAUCUGCUUUAGAGAGAGAAUCGUGCUAUGAAAACAUUAAAGCUGUUCUUUGUCAUUUUAUUUUUCCUUUAAAAUCUAUCCCAAAAUACUUAUAGCCUGUUGAACUUGAAUAUAGCACCUAUACGUUCUAUGAGGGGGGAAACAGAGAGACUGUCCGUAAGAUCAGGGCUCGUAUUUAUCAAACUGAGAAAUACACUCAAGAAGGAACGAAAGAGCAAACAUAGAAGUAAAAAAGUUCCUCUAAAAGUGAAGAAUAAGACAUAUUUAUCAAGUGAGUAACCUUUAAGAGAAGCUCUCAAGUGGUCACAGAUUAAUGCUCUGAGCUGGAAGAGCCAAUCAGAGACGUGGUUUUACUCUACUGCGCACCUGUCCCAUUUUUUAUUCUUUCUUUCUUUGCAAAUCCUUACAUUUUACUGCACACUUUUAUUGAAAAAACAACAAUACAAUAUUUUUAAAAAUACAUGAGUAAAAAUCAAAAUACAUUUUAUUUAAAGUGGUCUUUUGUAGAUACCUAAAAAUUGUUUGAUUUGAUUAAUUAUGUGAGAAAAACAAAGACAUUUUAAAAAGAUUUAAAGUGUCUAGAGCUGUCAUGAUAUCACAUUAUCAGUACACAAUGAUCAAAGCCAAAAUAAUUGCUACUGAUAACUGAUAACUGAUAACAAUAUUAUUGAGAUAUCUACAGAACAUUUGAAAAAAAUGUUUUUAAGAAAUUCAUCUUUGUUUAUUUAGAUUUUUGGGUCUCUUAUGGCAAGUAGAUGACGCUUACAAUACAAAGCAGUGAGAGAGUCUGUAAAUAUAACUGUACAAAAAUGAACUGAAAUUAUUUCUGGAUUAUUUUCAAAAUAUUAUCACAAGUGUAUCAAUACCUUGAUAUCAGUAUUUCAUUUUUAAAAUAUAUGUAUUAUUAAUACCAGUAUAUCGCUAUAAUCAGUUUGUUUUUAUCAUACCAAUCAGUAUUACAGGCUAAAAACAUUAAUUGAACGGUUUAUCUUAAUAUUAAAUCAGAAUUAACAAUAGGAAAUUGGAUGAAAUUAAAACAAACAUUAGCUGCAAACUGGAGGAAAGAAAUUCUGCUGCUGGUAGAUAAGGUACAUCAGAGAAAUCAUACAAUAAGGGGAAUAUUGGUACCAAUUGACAAUUGAAGAUGCAUGGAUGAGAUCACAUAGAAAAACAAGUGCCAACUUUAUUCUCGUUGUUUACACCCCUGAAACCUCUGGAGUUUGUUUAAAUUUAAGAGCAUUGUUACAGUAAAUGAUUAAGCGCUUUUAUUCAGAUCCCUCCCCCAACCCAUACCCCUUCAUAUCUACACAGGGAGAAGGUGCUCUUACACAUGUGGCAGCACCAUGUUUCUACAGAAGCCCACAGUGGACAAACAAAAACAAAACACUUUUGCAUUUUUACACUACCUGACAGCAACCAUAGCUUCUUUACCGUAGUCUGUAAAAAAAAGAAAUGGACAUAGCCACUGUGAGCUCACCCAUUGUUUUGUGGACUAAAGUUUUAAAGCCUUGGGUUUUGCAUUUUGCCCAUUGCCAUCUUGGUUUUUGCAUUUACAAAUGCCCAUAUUUGGACAGGAGUUUGAUACUAAAUCAGCUAGCAUUAGCUUGGUUUGCAAGGUGCAAAAAUGAGCUGUCAGAGUUUCUUUUUUAGAACAACUGAACACUGAACGACACACUUUUACAUUUUGUGGCAGCCGACUGUCAAUCACAAGGUAGCCCAAACUUAAAGCGUACUCUUAUUCAUCGUCUACUUUACUCCUAAUUGAACAAUAACUUAGAAAGUGAACAUGG